Messenger RNA from Triticum turgidum subsp. durum (durum wheat), 651 nucleotides. Lineage: Eukaryota; Viridiplantae; Streptophyta; Magnoliopsida; Poales; Poaceae. The record is from the annotation of a GenBank genome assembly.
AUGAAGAACCAGGUUGAUAAAAAAAGAUCUGAUCGUGUCUUUCAGGUUGGUGAUUACGUGUUCCUGAAACUUCAGCCAUAUAUACAAUCUUCAGUGGCUCCGCGAGCGCAUCAUAAGUUGUUGUUCAAGUAUUAUGGCCCAUUUCAAGUUCUGGAGCGCAUUGGCGAUGUUGCCUACCGGCUCCUACUGCCUCCAGGUUCACGCAUCCAUCCUGUAAUUCAUGUUUCCCAGUUGAAGAAAGCUUUGGGAGAACAGUAUAAGGUGGAAGCCGAGCUACCUCCUGCCAGUGCUGCUCUUGCUGUUCCUGUGAAAGUGUUGCAGCGCCGUUUUCGUCAGGAAGGCCAUUCUGCUGUACCGCAAGGGCUGAUACAGUGGUCAGGGCAAUCCGAAGAUUUGGCAACCUGGGAGGACCUCGACGAACUAAAGCAACGGUUUCCACGAGCAACAGCUUGGGGACAAGCUGUACUUCAAGGGAGGGGGAAUGUUAGCAACCGGUCCAUCAAGUCCACUGCAAAGGACGACACAAGCCAAGUCAGGAACGACCACGUCAACCAUUCGAGCUUUGUCGCUGACAGUGGACCAAGCAAGAGGAUUCGACGCCCGUCCACUCGCUACGCAGGCAAGGAGUGGGCCACAUGCUCUGUUAAAUAG